This is a messenger RNA of Colossoma macropomum (tambaqui), 2169 nucleotides long. It is a transcript of the gene cmbl, whose product is annotated as carboxymethylenebutenolidase homolog (Pseudomonas). The record is from RefSeq and is a predicted model, not a curated record. Gene Ontology annotation, molecular function: hydrolase activity. Bases 138 to 875 code for a protein of 245 amino acids. NCBI's taxonomy places the organism in Eukaryota, Metazoa, Chordata, Actinopteri, Characiformes, Serrasalmidae. The transcript has 6 exons.
UUCGUCAGUGGUGAAAAUCACAGUCGCGUUUCGCCCACGGUGGGGGGCGUGUCUGAAGGGGCAGUUCCGUUUAGCUAGUGCUCUCUGUGCAAGCUGAGUGUUGUUCUUCUACAGCAGAAACUGCCGAGAACUCCACGAUGGCGAAUGAAGCAAGGCCGUGCCCGUGUGACAUUGGAGAUAAGAUUGAAUAUGGCAGUCUCGGAGAGGAGGUCCAGAUUGAGCACAUUAAAGCUUACGUGGUGAAGCCCAAAGCUCCGACUGACAAAGCCCUCAUCAUAAUUCAGGACAUUUUUGGGUGGCAGCUCCCCAACACCAGAUACAUGGCUGACAUGCUGGCUUCAAAUGGAUAUAUUGCUGUUUGUCCAGACUUCUUUAUUGGAAAAGAGCCAUGGAGUCCGUCCAAUGACUGGUCAGGGUUCGAGCAGUGGCUGGAGGACAAAAAACCCACCAACAUCAACAAAGAGGUGGACGCGGUCCUGAAGUACCUGAAGGGUCAGUGUGGGGUCAGCAGGAUUGGUGUUGUUGGUUUCUGCUGGGGUGGAGUGGCCACGCACUACAUUUCCCUCCAGUAUCCAGAGAUAAAGGCUGGAGUUUCAGUCUAUGGAAUUGUUCGAGAGAAGGAGGACAGAUAUGACCUUAAGAGUCCAACCUUCUUCAUUUUUGCUGAGAAUGACUUUGUGAUCCCACUUGACCAGGUAAGGGCACUUGAGGAGAAACUGAAGGAAAAGUGCACUGUUGACUUCCAGGUGAAGAUUUUCCCCAAUCAGACUCACGGAUUUGUGCACCGUAAAAGAGAAGACAUCAACGAGCCGGACAGACGCUACAUUCAGGAGGCUAGGCAGGACAUGAUUAACUGGUUAAAUAAGUACAUUUAAAGUGGGUGGUUAUUAGGCCCACACUGAAGCACUAUGCAGUCAUUCACAGGCCACGUAAAUCAUGCAAAAUGUUUCAAAUCUAAUCUUACAAGCCUACAAGGAGCAGUUCCGUGGACUUGGCUUAAGUCUAGAUUGCAUUACCUGUGGUGAUUAAUCACUGAAAAUGAUUGUUUUUAGUACAUGUUUAGGGCUAAAAAUACAAAAUUGAGAAUUAGUACGCAGGACAUGGGACAGUUUGCAUUUUUCAAAAUAAUUUUUAAAUCUGAUCUCAGUCUGCUGCAUCUGUAGAGUCAGUUAUUACAGACAAUAAUUUCAAUUCACUGAUUUAAAACACAUCUAUAAUUGAAACCAAUGGGCAGAUGCUUUGGUCUGUUCUGAAUAUUCAUUGCAUUUUCUGGCCAUAUCUAAAUACAGGGAACUUAGCACCCGUGGUAACACACUGUAUGAUGCAGCUCAUUGAGAUCAGGUUGAAAAAACAGUGGAGUAUUUCUUCAAAAUCAAGUACAUUUGUUGUAAUUGCUUAAUUGCUGAAGGCUUCUUAAGUCAUGUUUCCUUGUGUAGUCAUCAUUAUGCCCACAUUAGGAACUCCAGGUGUAAGCAGAUUUACUCUUUAGGAAAAAUGAAAUUUCUAAAAACCUCAGCUGUAGCAUCGUAAAAUAAACUAAAAGCAGGAGCAUUCGCUUAAAUUUCCGAAAGCUUAAACUUCAGUACUGAUAUAUACUAGCACCAGCUACUCAAACUGUAGCCUAAAACUGCCAAAAACAGCAGGCCCAGAUUUCCUUACAUGGGCUUGACGCCAACUACAGAUUGACUACACGGCUUGAGAGGUCAAUUCAAAUCCGGCAUCAAUUUAAAAUGUCUUGCAUUUCACAACGGUUUCUGGAGCUGAGUGGACGAUUAAAAAGUGUUGUGUAGUUACUGAAACAGGACUUUCUAUUCUGAGGACGUGCUUUACCAGUCAAAGUUGCUGCAGGUAUGUUUUUUACUGUGAUGUGACCCUUUAAAGGCCAACGACGAGAUAAGCAGAUCUUUCUGAUUGUGCUUGUAUUUAUGCUUUCACUCAUUUCCAUUUCUAGAAAAAAAAAACACAUAACUUUGUAAAAAGUCCUAGUGCAAAGAACAUGACUUUCUGCCUAUUUUCUUUUGUGUAAGGACUAGUAAUGCCAAGUAGAUGACCACCAUAGAAAAAAAUACUUUUAGCAGAUAAAACAUUUACUCUUAUAUUUUUAGGUAUUUGUAAAUGAAGUUACUUUAAACAUAUUUUUGGCUACAUCUACUUAAAGAGCUCAUAUCC